GGCCGGCUGGCCGAAUAUGGAGCUGUCGUUGCCCAGGUACGUGGGCUCCCCGCUGUACAGGUAGAUCUUGGUGUAGUUGGUCUGCGAGCGGCUGGACAGGCGCGCUCCCAGCUGGCUCAGCUUCCUGUAGGUGCGGUGGACGAACUGCGAGCAGUCGUAGGACUCGAACCACACGGUGGCGUUGGGGCCGGGGUCCGAGCGAACCGUCCACGUCUCGUAGUAGAUCCCGGUCUCGUUGUCGUCCUGGAUCCAGCGGGCCAUGUCGUUGAACUGUCCGCCAUGCUCACCCUGCUGCACUGCGGCCGGAGCCUGCUGACGCCCGGGACUGUGCGCAGCCUCAACAAAACUUUCUACUCCGCACAGAUGGCGAAGCGGGUGGCCGUGGUGCUGGCGGGCUGCGGAGUUUACGACGGCACUGAGAUCCACGAAGCCUCCGCUGUUUUGGUGCACCUGAGCAGAGGAGGUGCAACUGUGAACAUGUUCGCCCCCAACGUUGACCAGAUGCAUGUGAUCAAUCACCUGAAAGGGGAGCCGUCUGAGGAGAAGAGAAACGUGCUGGUGGAGAGCGCCAGGCUCGCCCGCGGAAAUGUCCAGGAUCUCUCUAAACUCAACGUCAAAGACCACGAUGCGAUCAUAUUUCCAGGCGGUUUCGGGGCAGCGAAGAACCUGUGCACGUGGGCGGUGCAGGGGAAGGACUGCACGGUGAACGAGGAGGUGAAGGCCGCCCUGCAGGCCUUCCACGGGGAGGGCAAACCCAUCGGCCUCUGCUGCAUCUCGCCUGUCCUGGCCGCCAAGGUCUUCCCCGGCUGUGAGGUGACCGUCGGCCGUGAGCAGGACGACAAGUACCCGGACACCAGCGACACCGCCGCCGCCAUCAACCAGCUGGGCUGCAAACACGUGAGCACGAGCGUGGGCGAGAGCCACCACGACCAGAAGAACAAGCUGGUGACCACCUCUGCCUUCAUGUGCAACGCUCCCAUCCACGAGAUAUUCGACGGGAUCGGCACCAUGGUGCAGGGAGUCCUGAAGCUGGCCUGA
Messenger RNA from Menidia menidia (Atlantic silverside), 1038 nucleotides. The record is from the annotation of a GenBank genome assembly. NCBI's taxonomy places the organism in Eukaryota, Metazoa, Chordata, Actinopteri, Atheriniformes, Atherinopsidae.